AUGCAUAAUAAUAGCGACGUCGAGGACAAAGGCGACGACGACGAACACUCUGGUUCAGAUAACAACGAAGCCUCUGAUAAGGAUAAUGGUCUCUUUAUCGAUCUCGACGAAGGUGAUGAAGGUGAUGAAGAUGAUGAAAUCUUCUGCAAGGAUGAAGAUGUUAUUUCUGAAUCAGGCGAGAGUGAUUGUUCGUGUUCUGAACUCGACCGGGACUCUCCCGAGCCUUUGGAACAAACCGGUGGAACAUGCACAACGGAUGAUUGCCAUGGCGAUGAGUGUGAAGGGGUCUUUCACGACAGAGAAUCCCUUGUGAAACACGCCAAACGUUGCAGCAUUUGUCCCGUACAGACAAUCCGGCUUCUGGCUCACGCAGACGUCAGAAUAGAGGAGGACAUUCUAUCCUACAAUUUAAGAAAGCUUGCUCUUAGAUCAAAUUAUAACGGAGUUGUGAAAUAUCGAGAAGGGACAAUUUCCCUUACCAAUACCGUCCUCCAACGCAGAAUGAGCCUAUUGAGCGGUUCUUUUUACCAAGCGUUCAUGCAGCUGCCCAUGGUCUGUGAGAAGUGCGGUGCAUUAAUGACCCUGAUCAAGACGAUGUUCAAGGCAGGAAGAUGGAUCAAGCCUGGGAGCGACCACAGUGGGACGUGCGAUUCUCCUGAUUGCCAAGAGCCAGUUGGCUUGGGUACUCAAUUGUGCAAUGCACACGCAUUGAAACAAAUCUACCAACCUGCUCUCUGCACAACCCUACAAAAUGCCGUACAAGAGACCCUGAGCAAGAAAUCCGUCGCCGCUAUACGGAUGCCCCAAGAGGCCCUGGAAUUCUUCACCGACCCGAAAAGAGGCUACGAGGAGAUUACAAGCGAGGAGACCAACUUUCUUCGCGAUCUUAAGGAUAAGAAAGACAGAGAAGUCGUCUCCGAAGGGUUUGUCAACCACGGCUGUGAAACAGUGGAAGAUAUCUGGGCAUUUGCUGCCAACCACUACGGCAGGAAGCUGAAAUGGUCUGAAGAGAGGACCAUACGAAAAGCAUUUGGAUACCCAUCUUCCAAGAAACUACGUGGCCAUAACAUGACCUGGGUUAAAGAUGAAUGGCUUGAGUUGAAGGCACACGCUCCCCAUAUGAGGGUGGCCGAAUGGUCAAAAAAUCCCUUCAAUCAGAAUUUAUAUCGCGAGAAUUUGACCAAAGCUGGGUUUAAUCCGGAUGAGGUUCUCCCACCUCCGUUUAAAUUGGGAGAGCCCGAUGGGAUGGUUUGA
Fusarium venenatum is the source of this 1254-nucleotide messenger RNA. The record is from RefSeq and is a predicted model, not a curated record. Lineage: Eukaryota; Fungi; Ascomycota; Sordariomycetes; Hypocreales; Nectriaceae.